Molecule: messenger RNA, 7069 nt
Organism: Acipenser ruthenus (sterlet)
Lineage: Eukaryota; Metazoa; Chordata; Actinopteri; Acipenseriformes; Acipenseridae
Product: protein FAM149A
Source: RefSeq, a predicted model, not a curated record
UCUGCCGUUAUUCUUUUCAGAAAGGGACUCUACAAAGGAAUCCCAAACCAUCAUUUUCAUGGGAAGACGGUCGGUUCUCUUCCUACACUCUUUACAAAACAUGUUCUGGGAGCUAUUGAAAGUUACCAUAGUGACUGCUCAGCUUCUGUGUCAUCAAGUGGUCAGACUACACAAGUAGGUCUCAAUAACUCAUGGUCUGGAAUCCAGAGUUAUGCAACUGGUCUGUCUACUGAAAGAAGCUCAGUUUACUCUUGGAGAGAUGAUGAGUUUGAUAGGGUUAACACCCAAAAAGUCCACCAGCUGUUAUGGGAUGUUGCUGAGAUGUUAUUUGAAGGCAAGGUGAGUUCCAGAACACAAGGCCUACAGAUGGAAUGUAAAGAGUGGACCAAGCAUUCACCCCAUCUCAGGAUUUUGGGAAGCCAGUUAGUAUUACCAAGAGAUGAAGGAUUUCAGCACGUUCAGAAGAGAACAUCCAGUUCUAAAACAAUUCCAUCACCAAGCUUCCUGGACAGCACCAAUGACAUGAAAGAGCUGUGCCUUUGGGGUCAGAAGCUGGUUGCAACACACUCCCCAGUGCACAGUGCAUUGGGCUCCAGAGAGACUUCAUGUUCAGACCCUUCCCUCUACUCCUUCCUAGAGGAAGAGAUUUAUGAAGUGGAUGGGAAAAUAGAGGAGUACUUUGCUUUUGAUACUAAAGAAAUUGAUGACGAGGGCUUGGAAUUUAGAAAAAUUCCAAAGAAAUGUAACCGGGGUGUUCCUCCUGUUUCGCCUAAGGCUUGUAUCAAAGAUGCCGUCACAGCUGAAGUGUUUGAUGAUGUCUGGAGGGAUGUGGUGGAAAUUAUAGGAGAGCUCAUAAGGAAGCACUGGGAGAAUGAACUCACAGAUGAGGAUACACAAAUGGUUAACCUAGAAACUCCAGGUGGCAAAUUGUUACCUGUGCCUGCAUCCCAUGUGACAGUCGACACCUUCAGUAUUCCACCUUCAAGGGGCUCAGAGUCAAGGAGUACAUCCUUCUGGUCAAAUGUUACCCCAUCACAGACCUCUCGUAUGUCAAGUUCGUUCCACAGUAGUUUGAAAGGUGUUAUGACUAUACAAGCCAAACCCCUGCAACAGAGGCAUGCUGGAUUAACUGAGAAGACACUUUGCAACCAAGAUGAGAAGCACCUAAGUAUGGGUCCCAGUGUUCUGACCUCAGCUCGGAACCGACUGGGCCGACUGCAAGACCACAGUAUUUUAUCUUCAUCCAAAAGGAUGCAAACAGCUUCAUGCAAACCAGUAGCUCAGCGCAAGCUGACAGUGCUCAGCUCAGAUGCACUCCGGUCCAAGACCCGCAACGCUUACAGAGAUGAAGUUCUCACAGGAACAAAACUGAAAACUGGUACUGGUUGCUUAUCCUCCCCGUCGGUACAUACUACAAGGAAAAAACAUUUGCCACCCAUUCAUUUAGAAACAUUGGAAAAUAAUCUGUCAGUGCCUCGUAAUCUGCUGCGUAGAGGGAGGAACCCACACAGCAGAGAGUCCAGGGCCGUUCCUGAAAGCACAGGUCAACAGCCUCUCGGGGAACGGCCCAUUGCUUUGGACCAUUCCUCAAGGCCAAAUACAACACACACUUUCAGGUCGGACACGCCAUUUAAAAGGUCUUUCACCCCUUUGGAUUUUGCUUGCCGCACUCGGACCGGGAGAGGAUCUUGUACAGCUGACCAUGCGUGUAUCGGUGUGACUGGAGUCAGCGUUGGAAUUUCUUGUUCCGGUUCCAGUAACUUCUCUGAACCUCUGCAUCAUCAACAACGGCAGCUUUUAAAUCACACCUUCAUUGAGGGUGAAGAAGAGAAGUGCCAACCACCAUGGGGUCCUCAUCAGCCAAGAGCUUUAAAUCGGAAUCUAACAUAUGGAAAAAAGAAAUUUCAGAUGGUCUCGUCAUGAACUGUAUUCACCUAAACAGGGACAGGGAACACAAGAACACCAAUUUUAUUUACUCAAAUAAAAAAAUAAACAGCACAUGACAGCUGAUGUGUGUAUAUAUACAUAUUGUACUUUUUUAUACAGUAUUGAAAGCGCACUUUUGAUUUUAUUUUGUAAAUGCUUUUGUGUAUAACAUACAUUAAUUGGGUGGGUGUGUAUUUGCAAUAUGGGAAUAUAACAGGAUUAUAAUAUGUAACCCUAUGUUGCAUGUCAUGACUACACUAUACACACACACACACGCACACACAAGUCCUGCUGUUAUAUAUAUAUUUUGCUCAAAGAGCCAACUUCCCAAUGUUUCAGUAUUUUAACAUACCUUUGUCAUAUAUAUAUAAUGUGCUUGGUUUGCUACUUUAGGGGGGGCCUGGGUCUCAUCCCCCCAGCUGUACUGACAGGCUCACUCACUCACUUGCACAGGCACUUAGGACAUAGACAAAACAGUGACACAAAACGAUACAACACAUAACACUUAGUACAGAUUGCUACUAUAUAUAUAUGUAUGUGCUCCUUUUCUGAUUUUAGCACUUUAUUUUCAGGAUCAAGUUAUUUUUUUUUAUUAUUCAAAAUUAAUAUAUUAUAAGAAUAUUAUAUAUUUAUGUACAGUGUUUGUAUCUGUUUUUAUUAUUAUUUUAUUACAUUUGGCUCAUGCCCUGCCAUUUGUUUUAAUUUAUAGUCAUAUAUUCUCAUAUUUAAUUUUUUUUUUUUUUUUAGAACUAUGCAGAACAAUCAAUGUUGUGGAAGCACUUUUAGAAUUUAAUUUACUUUCAAACUGCAGUCAAUUGUACUGCUUUCCUGUACAUCGUGACAUUUGAUUUUACAUCUUUAUUUGACCUGAUGUCUAUGGAAAAACAUUUCAAAUUGUGUAUAUGUGUUUAUGCUACACCUCUUGAGAGAGCUAGCAUUGGAUAACAUGUUAAACAACUACAUUGUGCAACAUUAUUAGUAGAUUUACAUCCUAAAACUAUAGUACUCCAUAAAAAGUUAAUGGUGUAUGCUGUAUAUAUAAAUGUAUUUUUCUGUGCCAAGAAAACCCUUUUAGCCCAUUCUUGCACUCAUUGAAAAUAAGAAAUACGUUUUCAUAUUCUGAACCAUGAAGUUAAUUUAAAAGAAUAGUUUUAUAUUCAAAACGUUUGAUAUUGUUUAUUCAAGUACUGUAUGCAUGUCUUUUGUAGCUUGUGAAGAUGUUACACAAGCUUUUGUUGAGACCUAAUACAAAUAUUUAAGUUAUACCUAGUCAUAUCUUUCACAGUUAUCUUUUGUUUUUCCCUUCACAAAGAGCAGGCGGUAGCCAUAAAAAGGGUGUUUUAAAGAAUAAAGUACAACUAUUGUAUUAUGUCCCCAAUAAAAAUGACAUUUGUUUUUCCAUGUGGUUUUUAAAUGGAUAUUGUACGUGUAACAUACACAAGCAAUAGUGUCAGAGUUUUAAAAAGUGCUUGUUUUUGGCCAUUUGAAAGUACUAAACAAAGCCCCACUGUGUCAGUCAUGUAAAUCAUCUGAAACCAGGCCCAGUUUCAUACUGUAUUAACGACUGUAAAGUUUGACCCCAUUUGUUCUGCAGGGAGAAAAACAAUAUUAACAUUUAUCAACCAAGGAGAAAUGAAAUGCAAUACAACAAUAAUGUUUUUGCAUGUUAACAGGCAGUGUUGUGUGAUGUACUGCCAUUGCAAAUUGACCCCUGCUACUUAGAUGAUGUUAAAAAGUUCUAGUCUGACUCUUUUAUGCAGCAGUGAAGACACUCGGGGUUGGUGUGCACGUUCAUGGGAUAACAGCCAGACUCAAAUUAACAGACACUACAGACCCAAAUCAUCAGGAGAAGCAGACAAAGGGGAAUGCAUUUCAAAAUGUCCUGUUCUGAUUUUAGUGAUCCCAGUUUUAGUUCAAGAGCACUUGAUAAAAAGGAGGUGUCAUAGAUAUCAGCUGAUGAAGAUGAUGAGAAAUUAGUUAUUAGUUGCUGUUAAUAAUAACUACUUAUAAAUGAACAUACUGUAAACAAUACAUAUAAUAUUGUAAACGUAAUUGUCUUUUUUAAAUAUUUUGAAGUGUGAAUUCAAUGUUUUGUAUGCUUUGUAUUUUUUAUAUAAUAUUCUUGAGAUCCAUCUUUUUUUUUCUAGAGCAUGUGAAUAUGAAUUACAUAAUGCUUUAUGAUGUAUCAAGCAAAAUCAGUUGUUUUAUCCAAAAUAUGGCCUCUGGAUGCAAAAAGGCACCCCAAUGGUAGAAUGACCCAUGUAUUGAUCAUGUAGGAAGCUGCAGAACCCUUCACACAAUAAAUAUGAGUACAUUUAGAGCUGAAGUGACGAAAGAAAGAAAUAUAUGUUGGUUUUUAGUUUAAUUGUAAAAUUAACAAAUUAAAAGGACGUCAUAGAAAUGUUUUAAACAAUAUAUCAAUUUAGUAAAUAAAUACCCAGUAUAUUAGUUCAUGUCCAAAUAUCAAAUUGCAUUCUGAAGUGCAGCUUAUAACCCCUGGCAUCGUCACACUGUAUUCCAUCCAAAGGUCAAGUUAAUUGUCUGCCGCGGAUUAUACUAAACAAGUCCCAGCAACAGCAGUAAAUUGAUAAGACAUUGAGAAAGGAGACAUGCACAAAGAUUUGAAAUGACAUGCCCAUGAUGAAACGUAAUAUACGUUGGCCCAUGGCUUUGUCCAUUGGAGCUCGAGCCACCCCUAUACGCUGGCCGAACUAUGAUGUAAUGAACAUUGACUGAAACAAGAAAAGAGGCUUAUUUAGUUAUUUUUGCCCCCGAGAGGAAUAAAAUUAUACCUGUGUCAGCCUGAUUGAGGGACUCCUGGGGGUCAACAUUGUGGAGCAGUGUGGAGUAGUGGUUAGGGCUCUGGACUCUUGACCCGGAGGGUUGUGGGUUCAAUCCCAGGUGGGGGACACUGCUGCUGUACCCUUGAGCAAGGUACUUUACCUAGAUUGCUCCAGUAAAAACCCAACUGUAUAAAUGGGUAAUUGUAUUUAAAAAUAAUGUGUAAAAAAAUAAAAUAAUGUAAUUGUAUGUAAAAUAAUGUGAUAUCUUGUAACAAUUGUAAGUCGCCCUGGAUAAGGUCAUCUGCUAAGAAAUAAAUAAUAAUAAUAAUAAUAACAUGAGGCAGGGCUGAGCUAGGACCCUUUUUAUAGAAGUAGGUACUUCCUACAUUUUUCCAAAAUUCCGCUCAUUUAAUAGGACAAUAGGCCAAUAUAAAUAAGCCAGUCCUCUUUUGUUCAUAAUUUAUAAUAUUUUUUGUUUGAAAAUGAGCUGUGUAAAAGUCAAAAUAUUUUUUAAAACGGGGUCAGUUAAUAGAACCAGUAUGUCAGUUUUAUUGAAUAUAUUGAGCUGAUGUGAAUUUACAUCAGUUACUGAUCAGAGUUGGAAUCUUGUUCUUCAUCAAAUUCAGAAUCAUUUACAAUAAUUUGAACUUUGUAAGGAUUUUGGCAGCAAUCUUCAUUCAUGCAUCCACAGGCUUAAGUGCAGGCAAGUCGGUUCCUAGUACAACUGCAGUAACUUUUGCACUCAGAUUUCCUACACCCACAUGCAACUAACUGUAAAAGUGUACCAGGAGCUGCUUGCUGUGUCAUUAGUAUUGCCACCAUUAUACAAGUGACAUUAUUUUGGUUCUUGUAGCGCAACAGAUACUCAUCACCAUCAGGUUCGUCACCAUACAGAGGUCUCUCCACAGCACUGAAAGCAUCCAAUGAUAACACCAUAGUUUUGCCCAAGUUUUGUAGUCCAACAAAAUUAGCAAGAUUUUUAGAAACAGUUCUCAGUGGCUUUACUUUCCGAAUUCCUGCCAGUGCACUUAUUGAGUCACAACCUGUGAUAGCAUACGGUGCAGGGAACAUAUCACACAGGUUUGAACCACAUGUUUUUGCAAUGGUAUGUGAGGAAAUCAAGCACUGAUUGUCCUUUAUGCCAGUCCUUAGCCAAAGUUCCUGGCUAGCCAGUUGUGAUGCAAAAUGCACACAAAGAAUUCCUACAUCUGAAUCUGGUGACAACAUGGCUAGUCAUGGGCAUGUAAGAAGAGACGUGUAUCUGCUUCCUCAUGUGUAAAGUGCUGGAACUUCUGUAACACUUUCUCUUAACACAGACUUUGCCAUCACUUUGUCAUUAAAACCACCUGCAAUGACUAACUCCUUCCCAGGGUCCAGGGUUUUACUUGCUACAUCACACCAUAGGUGUGAUAGAAAAGCUGCAAAGUACUCCUUGUUGCAUGGAUUGCUGUAGAAUUUGUGUAGGGUCAUGGGUAGCUUGCUGCACAGACUGUGGAUUUUUACUCAACUGCUGUCUUAACCUUACUUUCGAUUUCGUUACCCUGCUUUUAUUGAGUCCUCAUGAUCGUAUCGAUCAAAAACUACAUCCAAUCGAACACAGCUUGCAACUUGGCCAGUAGGGUGUCUAAAAGUCUCUUUGCAAGCUCGCCAAAUGUAAUCCCAAUGGUUCCCUUUAUCAUCUGCAAUAGUCAAAUGCCGUCUACCAACCAGCAUGUAGGUGUGUCAAUUUGAUCAUCAGAUUUGCUUUGUUUCCACAUUUUUUUUAGGUACCAUUUAAAUGAGUGACACAGGGACACUUGUGAGCUCAUACUUAAAUACCUCCUUUAGGUCAAUCACUCUGGCCAAAUAACUCACAGUCAGUGUAAAGUAUCGUGGUCAAGUGGCUAUUGCAGGUGGCAGGAAACAGUCAAAAGUCGAGAUUAAAAUGCUAUAAGCUUUUAUUUAAGCCUCAAGUGAAAAUUGGCAGUACAAAACACUGAUUAUUAACAAAAUCAAAUCCACAAGCCUGUAUUUAACACAGAUAUUAUACACAGAUACUCAGUCACUCCAGCCUCACUGGAGUCUCAAAUAGUUCUUCAAAUGAGCUCUACACAGAUACUUAUACCCUCCCGUAUCACUAGCCCCUCCCCAGGGCUAAUCCACUACACGUUCAUUAAAGUAUAGUCUUAUAAAUGUUACAGUAUCUGCAUUAACUGAUUCACACUUAUUAAAAUGUUAGGGUAAUUUCCCUUGGUUUAAACCUUAUUUACCCACUCUCAACAGUUCAGCAUACUAUAAUUAAAACCCAAACCAAAGGAUAUAUUUUCCAUACAGGAUGGUUUAAACCCAGCUUUUAUAAUCUGUCUUAAACUCAUUUUAAA